Molecule: messenger RNA, 1667 nt
Organism: Aspergillus vadensis CBS 113365
Lineage: Eukaryota; Fungi; Ascomycota; Eurotiomycetes; Eurotiales; Aspergillaceae
Product: survival factor 1 family protein
Exons: 5
Coding region: 143-1279 (378 amino acids)
Biological process (GO): response to oxidative stress
Cellular component (GO): cytoplasm
Source: RefSeq, a predicted model, not a curated record
UAGAACGAUCGACCGAACCCCCCUUGUGGCCCCGCGCGCUAUCGAUUUGAUUUCCAUCUUUCCUCACAUCUCCCAUUCUCUUGUUUUCACAACCUCCCUCUGUUCGUUGUAAUUCCUCACGACACCUCACAUAUCGCCCAUAAUGAACUGGCUCAAGUCAACUCUCGCUUCCGUUGCCGGUACGCAGGAGCCCAUCUAUGGGCCUGAAGCCAUUCAAUCUGUCGCCCGCCAGGCCCAAGAGACUCCUUAUACCGAGCUCAGCAAGAAUGACCUGCGCUGGCGCGCUUACCAGUACACCAAUGUCGAAAACAAGGUCUUUUACAUCAUGGCCGAUGAUGGUACCUUGGCGAUGGUUCAGCUGAUCUACAGCAACAUCGUAGGUCUCCACACCACCGCUCAGUUCACAUCGAAGAUCUUCAACCUCAAAGGCGAUGGACCCCACAACUGGCACUCGGAUCCCCUGUCCAACUUCAUGUUCGAUGAAAGCAUGCUCUCCUUUGGUGCCGACAACCUCGCUGUCCAACUCAACGAGGAUGGCGAUACUUAUACCAUCAAGUCCGCUGUGAACGAGGAUAGUCUGGUGAACCUGACAUUCAAGCGCUCUUCCCCUGGUUUCAUGAUCGGCAAGGACGGCACGUCCUACUUUGGCACGGACCCCGAGAACCCAUGGGGUUCGAUGAGCCAUGCCUUCUGGCCCCGAUGUGCCGUUGAGGGUACUAUCACGACCAAGGAGAAGACGUACGACCUCACGGGCCGGGGAAUGUUCAUCCAUGCCCUUCAGGGCAUGAAGCCUCACCACGCGGCUGCGCGGUGGAACUUUGUCAACUUCCAGACUCCUACCUACUCUGCCAUGAUGAUGGAAUACACUACCCCUCCGUCGUACGGAUCGACAACGGUCAACGUCGGCGGUAUCGUCAAGGAUGGAGAGAUCAUUUAUGCUGGUAUCAACAACAGCGCCACUCACACCGACUCAUCGCAGGAUGCUGAAAGUGACUGGCCCGAGCCCAAGUCCAUCAAGUGGGUCUGGGAUGGCAAGUCUAAGGAGGGACAAGAAGUCCAUGCGGAGCUUGACGGGGCUCUUGGCAACCGACUGGACCGGAUCGACGUGAUGGCGGAAGUGCCCGGCUUCAUCAAGACCAUUGCUGGCAGUGUUGCCGGCACGCGACCAUACAUCUUCCAGUACUGCCCUCAGGAGAAGCUCUCUCUGAAGCUCAAGGUCGGCGACUCCGAAGUCACCGAGGAGGGAACCAUGUUCUCCGAGGCCACGUUCAUCUCAUAGACCGAUCCAGGUGCAUAUGGCAUGGUUAUGGACCCCAUCGAAGGCGUUCUAAGUGUUGUUUGAUAUUUUCCCGUUGACGUUACCUAUACGCUAUGCUACGCAAAUAUCCAUCCCUAAUAGUUCAUAAACCUCCCAGAGGGUAUAUCUAAUGUUACUCAAUCAUGUCUUCCUCAACCUCAUGCUUCACUGCACAGACCCGCUUGUUGCCAUGACAUUCCCUUUGGCCCCGUUUGCUUCAUGCACCAUGCACCGAGCACUAACACGCAUGGCAACUGCACGGUGCAUUCACUCAGUUCAUGAUGCAGUAUAUCAAGCCCUCCAAACUCCAAAUCUCAUCAUCCUGUUACUCUACAACCAACUCAUCUCCAGAUCACGUCUACCAGUCUAA